Molecule: messenger RNA, 1131 nt
Organism: Colias croceus (clouded yellow)
Lineage: Eukaryota; Metazoa; Arthropoda; Insecta; Lepidoptera; Pieridae
Product: dual specificity protein phosphatase 23-like
Exons: 4
Coding region: 192-1004 (270 amino acids)
Biological process (GO): cilium assembly; protein dephosphorylation
Molecular function (GO): protein tyrosine/serine/threonine phosphatase activity
Source: RefSeq, a predicted model, not a curated record
UAAAGGUGUAUUAUAAAUCUGUCAACAGUACCUAUGUAAACUCGAAAGUGAUAUAAAUUAUGUGUUGUAACAAAUAGUGUAGGUAGGUACCAAACAGAGCAUAAUCUACAAAUCAUAACUAAGUUAUCGGUGUCUACAAUUUUUCUUGGAGCCAAAUAGUGAAACUCUCAUAUUUUAUAGUCGGCUUAAAAAUGUCCACAUUACGAGCUGGUCCCAAUGUAAAGUUAGCAAAAAUUUUCUACAAAUAUGAAGACCGUCCAAAGAAAACAGAGGAACCGGUAGUUCAGAAAGAAGUAGUUAAAGAUGAAGAAACUAAAAUCGAGUCUGAACCUAUCCAAUCCUAUCCUCCAUACAAUUUCUCGUGGUUUGUCGAAGGCAAGAUCGCUGGUAUGGGUUGUCCACAGACAGCGGAAAAUCUGAACUACUUAGCUGACGUAGGAAUCAAUCAUAUUAUAACUCUGUCCCCGGAAAGAAUACCGCCUUUACUACAAUGUGAAAAGAAAAUGAAAUGGACGGAAAUCAGAAUCAAGGAGUUCGCAGCGCCGACUUUGAAACAAAUUAUUAAGUUCAUUGAAAUAUGCAAGAGGGCUGAAAUGAUGGGGGAGGUGAUAGCGGUCCACUGCCGACACGGUCGUGGCCGCACCGGCACCAUGCUAGCGUGCUACUUGGUCUUCUUUCAAAAUAUGGCGCCUGAACGAGCUGUACUUACGACUAGGUUGAGAAGACCAGGAUCAUGCGAAACAUACGAACAAGAGAAAAUAGUCUGUCAUUAUCACGAUUGUCUUCGCGGUACAAUAACUAAGCCAGAUUAUCGUUUGGUAGAUGAUAAAUUAUACUUCGAUUAUACUAUGAAGUAUACUUAUGACAAUUCGGACGAAGAAACUGACGAUAUCGAAGAAGAAAUAGAUGAAAAAAAGACGUUAAAAGAAAGAGUGGACGAGGCCAUUUUAAAAGCAAAACCGAAAACUAACGCAAUGGUCAUUAAUCAUAAAAUUUAUUUUUGAACUAUUAAAAAAAAUCUACGGUUUGUGGAUGUCUAUGAAUAUUGUAAAGAAUUGAAAUAGAAAUUGUUUAUUUAUGUUUGAGCUUUUUGUAGAUGAUAUUGUGAUAAAAUAAAACACCAUGAACAUU